CAGUGGUCGUGACGCUGCCUUUUGAGUCAAAUAUUCACCCCACAUAAUUGGCUCGGUAUGAAAUGGCAGGUAUGAGGCUGGAUUAAAGUUUACCCACCCGCCGAACAUCCCCGCCACUUCUGGCGCAUACAGGCACCUGAGUGGCUGUGCACGGCUGUCUUGAAGAAUCUCCACAAACCACGACUCAUUGCCUCCGUUUAAACCUUCUUCUCUGCUGUCGAUUACAUUUCUUUCAUUCUCACCCAUGAUACCCGCAGCUGUGUUGCUUCACAUUACAUGCCUUUAUCCCCCGUGAACCACCAGCACCAGCACCGCAAAAUGUCCUUCCAAACCACCGCCGCGCACUCCAGCCGCAUCAAGAAAUCCAACCCCGCCAGCGCCCGCCGCCCCUCCUCCGCCUCCGCCUUCUCCUCCCUCCCCCGCCGCAAACCCAUCGCAUGCGGCGCAUCCAAACUCCAAUCCCAAUCCCAGGACUCCGACGAUGACACCCCCUACUCCUCCAACCCAACAACCCGCCUCCCCGACGCAGGUCUAAUCCACACCCUCCUCACCGACCUCGCCCUCCGCGACGUCCCCCAAGCAAUCCUCCAUAUCACCACCCACACGUUCACACCCAUCCCCCCCACGCGCUCCGGCCUCAGCUCCACCCGCACCGCCGAGAUCCUGAACUACCGCCGUGCACUCCCCCCCGUCGCCACAGUAUCGCACGUCCAAGCGCUUCUCCAUGCCCCUACCGCCGUGGCGCGUGAGAUCGCGGAGUUGACUGGAAAGGGAACGAUUCGGAAACUCCUCAUCCCCGGCCGUGGGGGCGCGGGGGAAUUGCUGAUCCUAACGCGCGAUCUGGAGGGGCUGGUGAACUCCUCCACUCUCCUCGACGAGGGCGUUAAAGUAGCUUACAUUAAGUUACUGCGAGAGCAACCUACGGCGCUCAAACUCCCACGCUCGAGCUUGUCGCAAGACGCGGCGAGGCAGCUCAUGCAAGCUGGUUUCAUCACAGCCGCGACUCCGACAUGGACAGCUGCUGAUGUCUUCUCCGCCCCUGGACAAGGGGCACGGGGGACGUUGGCGAGUUUAACUAGUAUCGCCUCCGCUGCGCGCGGGGGCGUAGGGAAAGUCGGCAGCGAGGGGGUUGUACACGCCGCUGGCGGGAGCGGAGGCCGCGCCGGCGCCGCAGGGGGUGGGAUGGGUGAUUACAGCGUCUCUGUCCCGAAUGUGGGUGCUUAUCUCAAACUCCUCACUUCAGCGCGAACACAGUUAGUCGGAGUACUGCAGAAAACUCGGUUCAGAGAGAUGACGGAGGAAGGGUUGAGGGAGCGGUGGGAGGGCGGGGUGGAGGGGGGGGGAGGGGGAGGACGAGGUGGUGGAGGGUGUUUUGGGGGGUGGAGUUUGGGUGGGUGGUGA
Messenger RNA from Pseudogymnoascus destructans, 1401 nucleotides. RefSeq lists its product as uncharacterized. NCBI's taxonomy places the organism in Eukaryota, Fungi, Ascomycota, Leotiomycetes, Thelebolales, Thelebolaceae. The transcript has a single exon. Bases 277 to 1401 code for a protein of 374 amino acids. Gene Ontology annotation, biological process: protein phosphorylation; positive regulation of Ras protein signal transduction. Gene Ontology annotation, molecular function: protein serine/threonine kinase activity. The record is from RefSeq and is a predicted model, not a curated record.